CGGAUGCUCUCGCAGGUGGUGAUUUACUAUCCAGCCCCGCCCAGCUGCCCGCCCAGCUGGUAGGCGGAAACCGGGAGAGAGUGUACUCCAUAAACUACUCGAGGUUCGGACAGGUUCCCCUCUUCAGCCGUGGUAUCUUGCACGCGGAAGUGAGUUUGGACGCCAUCGCCACGUCUCGGCAGAUCCGGCAAAAUGGCGCGUGGUAUCAAGAAGCAUUUGAAGAGGCUCAAUGCCCCGAAGCAUUGGAUGCUUGACAAGCUUGGUGGCGUCUUUGCCGCCAAGCCGUCCCCCGGCCCGCACAAGGAGAGGGAAUGCCUCCCCUUGAUCAUCAUGUUGAGGAACAGGUUGAAGUACGCGCUAACGGGGCGUGAGGUCACUGCUAUUCUCAUGAACCGACACGUGGCGGUUGAUGGCAAGGUCCGCACGGAUAAAUGCUACCCAGCUGGCUUCAUGGAUGUCGUGACGAUCCCGAAGGUCGACGAGAACUACCGUUUGCUGUACGACGUUAAGGGACGAUUCGUUUGCCACCGCAUCUCGCACGAGGAAGCUAAGUACAAGCUGUGCAAGGUUCGCGCUCACGCCAUGGGAUCCAAGGGUGUGCCUUACAUCACCACGUACGAUGGGCGUACUAUUCGUUAUCCCGACCCUCUCAUCAAAGCUAAUGAUACGAUCAAGCUGGACCUCGAGACGGGAAAGCCCAAGGAGUUCGUCAAAUUCGAUAUCGGCAACAUGUGCAUGGUGACAGGAGGGCGUAACAGAGGGAGAGUGGGUGUCAUUCAGCACAGGGAGAGACAUAAGGGAAGUUUCGACAUUGUGCACAUCAAGGAUGCAGUUGGACACCAGUUUGCCACCCGAAUGGGGAAUGUGUUCGUCAUUGGACAGGGUGUGAAGCCUUGGGUCUCGCUCCCCAGAGGCAGAGGGGUUAAGCUCUCGAUCGUCGAGGAGAUGAGGAAGGGCAAGGGUGCUGCUGCCAAGACCGCUGCUUAAGUCUCUUCUUGGCUGUUUUUCGAAGAAGGGUCGGACGUCGGGACGUGUCUGAUCAAUGAUUGCGUCAAAUGCUGCCUGGGGCUGGAAUUGUUAAGAGGAAUUUGAGGACGGUGGCUGUUGCGAAUUCAUCAUGUCUGCUGCAGGAAUGUGGUCGAUAAUGUAGAUGAUAUGUUAACUUCAGUGCCAUUUUUAUGGCGGCGGCUUUUUUCUAGUGAGACGUUUAGUGUACGGAUUGAUACCGGGGCGGCAUUAAAUGCUGAAGGACCUCCGAGAGCGUGUCGUCCGCUUGCAAAUAGAGGCCACGCUUUCUUGCCUGAGGGUUCCGAAUGAAAAUGUUCAUCGACGUGAGUGCUUAAAUGGGACUUGAUGCUCGCAGAGACUUGUUGGGCUGUGUGAGUAACGAUUGUAUUACUUGUGAAGGGAUUGGAAAGAAACGGCGUUGGGUGAUUAUAUGGAGUUUUUUUUUCGCUUCGUCACCAGAAUUGUGUUGAGAUGGACGAGGAAAAAGACGCAUGUCGGCAUCCGUGUCAAACUUGAGUCCUUACAAUAUGAAGCUUCUCUCCGAGUCUUCGACUAUUGUUUUCGUUUCUCAUUUGUAUGUUUGUCGUGUGCGUGCAUUUUCACUUUGCGUGUUUCAGUGUGACAUGUUUGCAACGAUUUCUUGUUUCUGUGUUUUUCCUUUACCUUCGAUUCCAUUGUUUUCGACGAUCGUAAUGCUUUGUGAACGUUUCUGUUUCCUGUAUCUCGCGCCAUCGUCUCUUUACCGUUUUCUCCUGGACACAAAUCGUCAUCAUGACCGUAUCGAACCGGAAAGACAGCUCGUAUGCAUUGAUGAUGCGGGUUGGAUAUGUCCUUGGGAAUGAUGCUCUCGAUGUUCCCAGUCCAAUUCACCUCUCGCUGCUCGGUUCGUUCGGUGUCUCUUCUACUUGGUGUUGUAUGUGUGUUCUCGCCCGAGUGAGUCUUCUACGCUUUGGCGUUCGUCUUCUUUCCUAUCUCAAUCGAAAUUUAGGGUUGAUAUUCCCGGACUUACAUGCACUCUAAUUCCCGGAUUUAUAUGUUAUCUACUUCCAAAAAAACAUCGUUGGUCUUCAACGUUUGCCUCUACGUCUCUGUUUCUGAUUUGUAGUUUUCCGUCUUUCUGGAUGCUAUGCUAUGCGCUCCCUUGCCCUCAUUUCUAUCCGUUCUCAUUGGUUUCCAAGUCUACAUGCUUUUUCGCAUUGAACCGUCUAUUGUUUACAAUGCGUCUCCAUGUGUAUGUCGUCCGUUGUUGUCCUCUGUUUUUUCUGCGUUCCGCUCCCUCUUUGCGGCUGGUUCUCUCAGGUCAGCUUUUGUCAGUUCUUUCCCUGAUGUGUAUUUCCCCCCCUUCAUUUCUCAAUUUCGUCUCGUUUCUCCGUCUGUUCGUCUUUCCGUGCUCUGUUUCCUACCAUCACUGGUUUGGUCCCGCCACCAGCCUUCGUCCAUUGUUCCACCAUCAUUUUGGCUGUGCGUGACUGGAAAUAUAGCGUGUAUACAUUCAUUAUUAGGGUACGUUGUGUUGGGGGGAAGACCGUAAUGUGGUGUCCUCCACCCGUGUCUGUCAAUCGUCGGUCUCUGCCAAUUGCCGGCACGACGUGCGCUUGCAAGUAUGAUUAAAAUUGAUUAUGAACUGAGAUGGUUCGCCUCAGUAUAUACGCCGAGGGAACCUGCGGCGGCAUUGAUUGCUCCUUGCGAUAGGCAGAGGAAGGAUUCAAUGGCCAUUCUAGUCCUCCACUCCUUAUCGGCAUCGCCGUUAACGC
Messenger RNA from Chara braunii, 2762 nucleotides. The record is from the annotation of a GenBank genome assembly. Lineage: Eukaryota; Viridiplantae; Streptophyta; Charophyceae; Charales; Characeae.